AAAUAAAUAAAUAAUAAAAAAGAUCUUAAAAAAAUGCUUAAAAGCAUCUAAGAGAGAGAAAAAAAAGAAGAAAUACGAGUGCUGGAGUGUUGUUUAAACCGAAAAUUCCAAAAAAACCUGUGUUAACGACCCACCACCUCCCUCUUUUGUGUUAUCCCCUUUAAUACGGAAGACACGAAAAAGCUAGAAAGAGAUCUUUUGUUUCAUUAGAAAAGGGUGAAGUUAAGAAAACAAAAAAAAAAAAAAACAAAAAAAGAUUUAAAAAUGACUAUGGCAGCUUGUUAUGCUAACUAUGACAUGGCUACACUGGCCACCCAUAGCAUGACGAAUGCUCAAACUUCGGUGAUGCAACAACAUCAGCAUCAUCAUAGUCAACAGCUUUAUCACCAACAUCAACAACAACAGCAACAGCAACACCAUCAUCAUCAGCAGCAGCAGCAGCAGCCACAACAAAGCCAUUAUAAUAGCCACCAACAACAGACCUCAAGCCGUUUAUCAUCCGCUAUGGCGGCGGCGGCGGCGGCAUCAGCAGCCUCACAAAAUGCCGUAGGUGCAUCUGGAGGAAAUCACGCGGUGGCUGUUGCUGUUGCCGCCGUCUCGCAGACUGCCAAUCAACGUAAUAAUUCUACAGCAACCAAUAAUAACAACAACUCUAGUAACCAAAAUGCCUCUAUCUCAGCUUUAACACCCGCCUCUAAUAAUACAAUUUCAAAUGUUGUGGUCGCAAACACAACCACUUCAUCAUCGUCAUCGACGUCGUCAUCUUCAUCAUCAUCAUCCUCCUCAAAGGAUUAUAGCAUUCCGUUGCAUGUUGAUUGCAGUGUUGAAUACGAACUGCCAAAUCAGCCAAAGCCGCCGGCGGGUCAACGUGUUGAACCUUUGCUGAUGAUACAUCCGUGCUAUUUUCGUAAAAUGGAAUCGCAGCGGCGUAGUCCCUUUGUAAAUAACAUGCCUACCGCGGCGGCAGCACGUACAACGGCGGCUGCAUUGGGGGUGGGAAGUACUACAGCUGGGGUAACGGCGGUAAAUAGUACACAAAACACUUUAGCCUCUACUACAAGAAGAGCUAGACAAACUCAGGUUAUACAACAACAGCAGCAGCAGCAGCAGCAGCAGCAACAGCAUCAUCAAAGUCAGCAACAACAACAACAGCGGCAAGCAGCAGCUGCCGCUGCUGCUGUACAAUAUCAGCAACACUUACAUCAACAGCAACAACAGCAACAGCAACAACUCAGGCAUACACAGCAACAACAGUCGCAGCAGCAACAGCAAAUGUCACAAAUGUCUCAGCAGGCUCAUUAUCCGGUUGCUGCAAAUCAACAACAACAACAGCAGCAGCAGCAACAUCAUACUCUUUCCCAAAAUGCCGCCGUCUCAACGAAUCCGGUAGCUGUUAGUAACGCUGCAAAUAAUUAUAUAGAACAUAGCAACAAUUCCUCUUUGCGGAGAUCGACUCAAAGAUCUUCUCAAACUCAACAACAACAACAACGUACAAGCCAAAGUCAUCAUCCAUCACAACAACAUCAACAUUUAAUAGUACAACAACCACAAACCAAUUCACAAUGGGAUCAAAUGGCAGCGGCCGCUGCCAUAGCAGCCCGUUCGAAUAUAACACCUGCCCAUAUAAUGUCAUCUUACAAUAAUGCAAAUGUUGCUGCGGCUACUUCAAAUGGAAACGGUGGCAACAACAACGGCAAUGUUAGCAAAACUGCUAAUGUUGGUAAAAGAGAUGCUAUGAUCUCCGGCAGUGGUAUAUACAGUAGUAAUAAUAAUGCAACCACGAAUAAUAGCAGCAAUAAGCAACAACAACAACAACAACAGCAACAGCAGCAUCAUUCGUCAUGUAUAAGUGUCGGCUCCAUGUGGAAUUCGUCGGCAACAGCAGGACAAGAUAUAACAACUGCUACCACUGCGACGGCAGCUGCUAUAGCUACAUCAUCAAAUAGCAGCCAAGCAGCAGCGGCAGCGGUAGCUGGUCUCCUAAUGGAUCGCAGUCCUAUGGCUACAGUUCCUAGUAAUUAUCAGGCUGGUCCCGACACCACGCCCAUAUUAAACCAAAGUACGUCCGCCUCGUCGGGCAAUAGCCGCAAUCAUCAUCACCAUCACCAUCAUCAUCACCAACAGCAGCAGCAGCAGCAGCAGCAGCAACAACAGCAGCAGCAGCAGCAGCAGCAACAACAACAACAACAGCAACAACAUCAACAACACCAUCAUCACCAUCAAAACCAAACCGCCGUCACUACCGCCACGAACACGAACUCUCAGAAUCAUUAUCAUCACAGUCAAAAUCAUAAUGCGGUCGCGGCAAUGACCUCAUCCUCCCACCAUCACCAUCACUAUCCCGAUAAAUUGAGUGGCAAGUAUCGUCAGUAUUUGAGAACGCAACGUAUGCAUCCCUAUUUGGCGGCCGCCACUUCUGGAGCUGCGGCAGUGGCGGCAGCCGCUAAUUUAGGUCAGACUUUUCCACAAUUUACCGCCGCUACAGCAGCAGCAGCCGCUGUCGCUGCAACACCAUCAUUCCAACAUUUGCAACAAAUCUCAUGCUACAAUGUGUGAUAAGCAGCUUCCACCUCCCAACACGAGCACGUCACUCCAACAAUUGUCCUACCAUGGAAGCGCACGAAUCCAAAGAUAACAGCAACAAAAGGCAGCAUUAGUGAUAUAAUUUGUGAGUUUUUGUCGCGGAGUUGAAAAAAAAAAUUACAUACCUUAGCAACCUGGCAGACACAGACAUGCCUAAUAUGAAGGAAAACAAAAAAUAAAUAAGUAAAUGAAAAAUAAUAAUAAUAAUAAUCAUAAUAAUAAUAAUAAUGAUAACUAAAAAAGCUUUACUUAGUAAACUUUUUUGUUUGCUUAUAAUUGUUUGUCUUAUUCGAUAAGCGUGUGUUUAUGUGGUAAAACUCUUCUAAAUUUUAUGAAAUAUGUAGUUGUUGAGGCCGCGCUAAAAUGCGAAAUUCUGCUAUACCCCUUCUUAUAAGUUUAAAGAGAAAAGUGAAACGUAAAACGAAAAGAAAAAAUGCUCAAAAGUGUAUUUGAAAAAUUUCUAAAAAGGAUCACCAAAGGAUUGGAAUACAUACACAUUCAUAUGCGACUGCAAGAAUGCAGCCACCAACGACUCUAUCCAUUAAAACUAAACGGUUAUAAUAUAAAAUCCAUAAUGGAGAAUGAUAUGCCGGAAGAUCAAUCAAUGGAAUAUUUUGAGUAUCAAUUAGUCAACUGACACACUGACGGCUUCACAAUCACACAAUAUUCUCAACAAUUGCUAUAUAUGUUCGUCAUCACAAGGAUAAGUGUAUACAAAUUUUUUUUUGCUUGUAGCACUUAGAAAUUGUAGGCAAAUCGCGUAAAUUAAAUUUUAUAUAUGCGCGGAUAUGUACAUGUAUAUAUACACACACACACACAUAUAUAUA
Molecule: messenger RNA, 3410 nt
Organism: Glossina fuscipes
Lineage: Eukaryota; Metazoa; Arthropoda; Insecta; Diptera; Glossinidae
Gene: corto
Product: centrosomal and chromosomal factor
Exons: 2
Coding region: 265-2556 (763 amino acids)
Source: RefSeq, a predicted model, not a curated record